AUGGAGAUGCUGCGUCAAAUUCAGUUGAAUAUUCCUUUGAUGGAUGCCUUGAGGGAGAUGCCAGGUUAUGCAAAGAUGAUAAAAGACCUAAUGUCAUGGAAGUUUGAUUUUCAUGAUCUAUCCACAAUAACUCUGACGCAGACCUGCAACACAGUAGUGACCAGACCGAUGGCUCAAAAGAUGUCCGACCCAGGUAGCUUCACUAUUCCGUGCACGAUUGGGACUUACACCUUUUCAAAGGCAUUAUGUGAUUUGGGAGCCAGCAUAAAUUUGAUGUCUCUGGCUGUAUACACCAAACUGGGCAUUGGCAGAGCUAGACCGACUUUGAUGCUGCUGCAGCUGGCUGUCCGCACGGUUAAAAGACCUACUAGGAUUCUUGAUGAUGUAUUGGUGAAAGUGGGGAAGUUUGUGUUCCCUGUAGACUUUGUUAUUCUGGAUUGUCAGGUAGAUGAGGAGAUACCUAUCAUUUUAGGUAGGCCAUUUUUGUCCACUGGGAGAGCCCUGAUCGAUUGUGAGACUAUGGAAUUAAAAAUGAGACUGAACGAUGAAGAAGUCAUAUUCAAUGUUCAGCAAUCUAUGAGGAGACCCAGUGAAUAUGUGAAUUGCUCUCUGGUGGAGGCAGUGGAGGUGAUCCUGCAAGAAGAGGAUGUGACCCUGACUACUAAAGAUCCAUUAGAGGCAUGUCUGAUAAAUUUAGAAGAAAUGGAUGGUGAAGGGUUGGCUGAGUGGGUCAUGGCACUUGAAGGCCAAGGAUUUUGGAAAAGGGAACCUCAGUUCGAGUCCCUUGAGUUAGAAAAAAGGGCUACACCUCUAGCAAAACCAUCGGUAGAUGAACCACCCAAGUUGGAGCUAAAGCCACUCCCAGCUCACCUCAGGUACAUUUUCUUAGGCCCUGAUUCUACGUUUCCUGUUAUUAUAUCAUCCGAUUUGUUAGAUGUGUAG
Molecule: messenger RNA, 942 nt
Organism: Nicotiana tabacum (common tobacco)
Lineage: Eukaryota; Viridiplantae; Streptophyta; Magnoliopsida; Solanales; Solanaceae
Source: RefSeq, a predicted model, not a curated record